AUGGCCACAGCCCGCGCUGGCACCGGCACCGGCACCGGACACGCCUCGGGCCACACUGCCACCCCCCAGAACUGGACCCUGGACCCCGCCGGGGACUGGCACUACCGAUGGAUCAGCCUCAUGGUGCUGCCCAUCCUUUACAACUGGAUCGUCCUCAUCCUCAGGUGCUGCUUCCCCGAGGUGCAGGAGGCACACGUGGGGCUGUGGCAGGCCCUGGACGGGCUCAGCGACACACUGUACCUGCUGGACAUCGCCGUGCACCUCCACACAGGUUUCCUGGAGGACGGGAUCCUGGUGCGGGACGCCAGGCAGACGCGGCGGCGCUAUCUGGGCUCGUGGACCUUCCCCUGGGACGUGGUGGCCGUGCUGCCCACCGAGCUGCUGUGUCUGCUCCCGGGGGUCCCGAGGGUCCCGGGGGUGCCAGCGGCACGUGCCAACCGCUGCCUGCGGGCGCCGCGGCUCUUCGAGGCCUUCGACCGGUGCGAGACGCGCACGGGAUGGCCCAACGCCUUCCGCAUGGCCAAGCUGAUGCUGUACCUGCUGCUGGGCAUCCACUGGCACGCCUGCCUCUACUUCGCGCUGUCGGCACGCCUGGGGCUGGGCGCCGACCCCUGGGUGUGCCCCGGCUUCCCCCGGCUGCUGCGCCGCUACCUGCACAGCUUCUACAUCUCCACGCUGGUGCUGGCCAUGGUGGGCGACACGCCGGCGGCGCAGCGCGAGGAGGAGCUCCUCUUCCUCACCGCCGGCUUCCUCCUGGCCAUGCUGGGCUUCGCCACCAUCACCGGCAGCAUCAGCACCGUCAUCGUCAACCUCAGCUCGGCCGCCAGCGCCCUGUACCCCGAGGCGGGCCCGGUACAGCGGUACCUGCGGGCGCGGGGCGCGGGCGGGCGGCUGGCGGCGCGGGUGGCGCGCUGGCACCAGCACGUCGCGGGCGCAGCGCAAGCUGCCGCCGGCAGUGGCGGGGUCCUGCAGCACCUGCCGCGGGGGCUGCGCGAGGUGGCGGCCAGCGUGCACCUGGCGGCCCUGCAGCGCGUGGGGCUGUUCCGCGGCUGGCAGCGCGAAGUGCUGCGGCAGCUGGUGCUGCGCCUGCCGCAGGUCUUCGGGCCCGGCGAGUUCGUGUGCCGGCGCGGGGACGUGGGCCGCGAGAUGUACUUCAUCCGCGAGGGCCGCCUGGCCGUGCUGGCCGCGGACGGCGUCACGCAGCUGGCCGUGCUGGGCGAGGGGCUCUACUUCGGCGAGAUCAGCCUCAUCAACAUCAAGGGCAACACGGCCGGGAACCGGCGCACGGCCAACAUCCGGAGCAUCGGCUACUCGGACCUCUUCUGCCUGGGCAAGGAGGACCUGGCGGAGGUGCUGGCCGAGUUCCCCAGCGCCCGCGCUGCCAUGGAGGCCAAGGGCCGGGAGCUGCUGCUCCGCAUGGGCCAGCUGGACACCGGCGCUGAGGCGGCGGCGCUGGCGGCCGAGGCCGAGGCGGAGCGGCGGCUGCGGGGGCUGGAGGCGGCCCUGGAGGGGCUCAGAGCGGGCAGCGGGCGGCUGCUGGCACAGCUGGAGGCCAGUGCCCUGCGCAUGGCCCUGCGCGUCCGGCGCCUCGAGGGACGGCUGCAGCUGCGGGGCAGAGCGGUGCUGGACAGAGCGGGGCGGGACGGGGCCGUGCGGGACAGAGCGGGGCGGGACGGGGCCGUGCGGGACGGGGCCGGGGUCCCACGAGGGGUGGGGGUGCCGCGGGACUGA
This is a messenger RNA of Camarhynchus parvulus, 1731 nucleotides long. RefSeq names its product cyclic nucleotide gated channel subunit alpha 4 (gene CNGA4). The record is from RefSeq and is a predicted model, not a curated record. Gene Ontology annotation, molecular function: cGMP binding; intracellularly cGMP-activated cation channel activity; protein-containing complex binding. Gene Ontology annotation, cellular component: plasma membrane; intracellular cyclic nucleotide activated cation channel complex. Lineage: Eukaryota; Metazoa; Chordata; Aves; Passeriformes; Thraupidae. Gene Ontology annotation, biological process: monoatomic cation transmembrane transport.